This is a messenger RNA of Pyricularia pennisetigena, 588 nucleotides long. RefSeq lists its product as uncharacterized. The record is from RefSeq and is a predicted model, not a curated record. The transcript is spliced from 2 exons. NCBI's taxonomy places the organism in Eukaryota, Fungi, Ascomycota, Sordariomycetes, Magnaporthales, Pyriculariaceae. The coding region runs from base 1 to 588 and encodes 195 amino acids.
AUGCGGACCAUCCCUGGCGACACCCCUCUCCUCGGCAUCAUAAGCCUCCAUGGUAGCCUCGGCCCUCGUCCCGGCCAGGGGGUCACCGCCGCCGCCGCCGCCGCCGGCCACCUCGGCCAGCAACCGCGAGACGCGGGGCUUGACGAUUGCGCGCAGCCUCUCCCUCUCGGAGUGGACGGCGAUCAUGACGCACUGCAGGGUCAGGAUGACGGCGUCGAGCAGCACCAGCUUGAGCUUGGAGGUGGGGGCCUUCUCGCCGAUGAAGUCGAUGACGACGCCGCCGUGCAGGUAGCCGCGCGAGGCCUCGCUCCCCUUGGGCAGCGCCCACAGCAGGUGCAUAAGCAUGCAGAAGAGGUUGGGGACCAGGACUGCUGCCGUGUGCGGCCGGUGCGUUGGCAUCAGCAUCACGAACUCGUCCGACUUUGGGCUGAGGAAGAAGGACUGAACCGCCAGGCGGAUGAGGAGGCGGAAGAUGGAGACACUAGAUUUUGUGGCCGGCCUUUCUCCUCUGCGCGACCGAGUCCGACCGGCGGCGCCGGGUUCCACUACCGGACGGGCGCGAAGAUUGCCCUGGAACCCCGGCGGUAG